UUCCACAUCAAAUGUCAACAACAAUGGAUGCCUCCAUCAGUCGACAGCCGAAGGCUAUAAUUAUACUCAGUGGUAAAAGAAAAUCGGGGAAAGAUUUCAUUAGCCAUUUAUUACUUCAAAGACUAGGAAGCAACAAAUGUGGAGUUCUUCAUUUAUCAGGACCACUUAAAAAACAGUAUGCCAAGGAACACAACCUUGACUAUGAAAAGCUGCUUGACGCAUCAGAUUAUAAGGAGCAAUACAGGCUGGAUAUGAUACAAUGGGGAGAAGAGAGAAGAAACAAAGAUCCUGGAUUUUUUUGUCGGUUAGCAACAGAUGAUAAAGGUUCUGAAAAAGAUAUAUGGAUAAUCAGUGACGCUAGAAGAAAAUCUGACAUUUGUUACUUUAAGGAUCACUUUAGUAAAGCUACAAUCACAGUAAGGGUGCAGUCUGAUCUAGCUGUAAGAAAUAACCGAGGAUUUGUUUUUACAGAAGGUAUUGAUGAUGCAGAGUCUGAAUGUGGAUUGGAUACAGGCAUAGACUGGGAUAUUAUUAUAAAAAACAAUGACAGUCAACAAGAACUUGAGCAAGGGUUGAAUACACUUUUAAGUCUGAUCCCCUUAUAGUUAUAGGUUGUUCUUUUUUUUUAAAUUACUCAGAAUUUAUCAGUCACACCAAUUAUUGCAAUUGUAUAGCUUCAGGUUUUCUAAAGUACACUCGUUUUUCCAGUUCAAGGGCAUUGAUCUGCUGAAAAAAUUGAUUGGUAUCUGAUGCCCACCAAAAAUUUGAAAGCUUAUUGUCUAUCAAUUUUCUUGACUUUUUUCCUGCGCAUUUUCAAAGAGAUGAUUUUUAAUAGAAAAUGUAUUUUUUGCCAUUAAUAAUUUUUUGCAUUAAUUAGUAAAUAAUUACUUUCCAAUAUAUUUUUGUCACACAUUUCUCUAUAACAUAGGCCACACCUCUCCCAUAUCACUGCUGAACUGUGAAUGUAGGGCCUUAGUGACCUUACAGAUAUAAUUGUGUUGCGGCUAGGUCUCAGAUCUUGCAACGCCAAUAUUUAAAUAUAAAAUUUUAACAUGGCUAAUUUAAGUUCAAUUAGUUGUUUAGAUUAAAUAAUAGGAGUCAGCGAGGGACUGCGUGGCCUAGCGGUAGAGAGCUAGACUGCUUACCCAAGAGUCUCGAGUUCAAAUCCAGGUUCAAUUCAGUAGAGCGUCCCUGAGUCUACCCAGAUCUGAUUGGUAUUUCGCUGACCACUUUAUCCCACAUAUACAGAGGUCUUUGAAGCAGAUCAUCUCUACUUCAUCUGUCCCAAUUUUAGCCACACUUCUAGUCAUCAAUCGUCUCCCUCACUCCCCCCGAAAAAAUUCUACCC
This is a messenger RNA of Physella acuta, 1348 nucleotides long. RefSeq names its product phosphomevalonate kinase. Gene Ontology annotation, biological process: isopentenyl diphosphate biosynthetic process, mevalonate pathway; cholesterol biosynthetic process. Gene Ontology annotation, cellular component: cytoplasm. The record is from RefSeq and is a predicted model, not a curated record. Lineage: Eukaryota; Metazoa; Mollusca; Gastropoda; Physidae. Gene Ontology annotation, molecular function: phosphomevalonate kinase activity.